Molecule: messenger RNA, 1967 nt
Organism: Trichogramma pretiosum
Lineage: Eukaryota; Metazoa; Arthropoda; Insecta; Hymenoptera; Trichogrammatidae
Gene: arr
Product: low-density lipoprotein receptor-related protein 2-like
Exons: 2
Coding region: 39-1967 (642 amino acids)
Source: RefSeq, a predicted model, not a curated record
UUGAUUAUUCUCUGUGUAGCAUCGUGCGUUCGUUUACAAUGAUUAUUUCAUGGUGUUUUGUGCUUUUUUUACACUUGGUUAAAGCAAACGAUAAAGCAAAAUAUGAUCAUGAACUAGAUUUUUUGGUAACGCGCAGAAAUGAAAUCUGGUUAUUAAAAAACAGCGGUGAAAAAUACAAGUACAAAAUCGAUGAGAGUUCCAUAAUUGCCGACGUUGAUUAUCACUGGCCAAAAGGACUAUUAUUUUGGAUAGAUUAUAACCGUCGUGAGAUAAAUUCACAGUCAUUGGAUCCGAAUAAAACGUCCACGAGAUUCAUAUUUAAGCAGAAACGAAAUUGGCAGCCAAUAGCUCUGGCGAUAGACUUCGUAAACGACAAACUAUAUGUAGUUGACACUAUGGGAUUGAAAAUCGAUAUAUUUGAAUUAGACGGUAAAUAUUACAAUAUUAUAAGCAGCUGCAACGUAGUACGACCAAGCGACAUAGAAUUAGAUCCUCGAGAAAGGAUAAUGUUCAUAUUGGACGGACAUAUAAUUAUUCGAGCCAGCCUCGAUGGUACUUUCUCGACGAAUAUAAUUGAAUCGCAGCUCAGCAUUUUGCAUGGAAUAUUUGUCGAUACAAACAGCAAGAAACUCUAUUGGAUAUCGAAAAAUAGUUCUGUUGUAAUUGCCAGCGAUUAUUCGGGAGCGCGAUUGGCCACUCUACAUCUAAAUAACAACACCUCAGCCGAUAUCGGUUGGACUAAAUUUGCAGUUUACAAUGAAAGUAUAUUUAUGGCAAGUCAAUUCAUGGUUUAUAAUUUCAAUUGUGGCAACAGUUGUAAUGCUCGUCGACAAAAUGUUUAUCCAAUGAAUCCUCCGCCAGUUGUCAAAGCUAUCAAAUCAACUAUUCAAAAACCAACAUUUACUUCUUGUCAAAAAAAGAAUGAUUGUCAACACAUGUGCAUUUCUACGUUGAGCAAUGAGAAUGUUCAUAGGUGUGCUUGCAAUAUUGGUUGGAAAGCAAAGAAAAAUUUGAAAGAUUGUGAAUAUGUAGAUGAUUUUCUAAUGUACAGCGAUUCAAGGAUAUUGAAAAGUCGACUUACUGAUCCUUGCAUAUUUUGUGAAGCCUAUUUGCCUAUUUCUCUUGAAAAUCACAUGAAGCUGAUUGAUUUUGAUUUAGAUAAAGUUGAAAAUUACCUAUAUUUUAUUGCCAUUAGUGCUUUGAAAUACGAUACUAUUUAUAAAGUACGUAUAAACGGAACUGAUGCGGAGGCUGAAGAAAAAUUUUCAAUUGGAAUGUAUGAAAAUUAUAAUAGUUUGUCGAUCGAUUGGAUAUCACGUAAUUUAUAUGUUACGGAUUCAUGGAAUGGAACGAUAAAAGUUUUCAGUAUGAGAGAUAAAGGUAAAAAAUUAACUGUACUGAAAAACUUGACAAACCCUGAAUGCAUUAUUGUUCAUCCAAAACAAAGCUUCGUUUACUUUUUACAAUCCUUCGAUGAAUCAAAAAAUAAAUUCUUGAGUAGAGUUAAUACGGAUGGUUCUAAUUUAAUCGCUUUUCGUCAUAUCUCCUUCAGCGAAUAUUCUGGUUUUACAUUAGAUCUACAUGAAAAUAGAAUUUACUGGUACGAUUGGAAUCUACCAAAUAUUCGUCAUUCCGACCUCGAUUUGAAUAAUAUUUUGGAUACCCAAUUGAUGACUCUUACAAAAUAUAUCCGAUCGAUUUUUGUUGAUAAAUUAUGGAUUUAUUUGGUAUAUUUUCGAAGCGAAGGUAUUUGGCGUUUAGACAAAUCAGAGAAAAGUAAGCCAACUUUGUUGUUAAAAGACAUUUCAAAUAAAAUAAUGAAAAUUAAAAUUUUUCGAUCUAUAAUAUCAACCGAAAAGCAUGCAUGUGAAGUCAAUUCUGGUGUAUGUUCUGAGUUCUGUUUUAGUUUACCUAAAACCAAUGAUACUGUAAAAAAUUAUGUUUGUCGCGACUCAGAUAUGUUAUAA